This is a messenger RNA of Tinamus guttatus (white-throated tinamou), 817 nucleotides long. RefSeq names its product sorting nexin 20 (gene SNX20). The record is from RefSeq and is a predicted model, not a curated record. Gene Ontology annotation, cellular component: early endosome membrane. Gene Ontology annotation, molecular function: phosphatidylinositol phosphate binding. NCBI's taxonomy places the organism in Eukaryota, Metazoa, Chordata, Aves, Tinamiformes, Tinamidae. Gene Ontology annotation, biological process: protein transport.
CAAUGUAUCCCAAGGUUCCAAUUCUUCAAUGACCACUAAGGAGCUUCAGGAAUAUUGGAAGAAAGAAAAGCGCCAGUGCAGACAAGUCAACCUUGUUUUUGAAAUCCCAUCAACCAGAAUUGUAGAGCACCACUUAUCUAAAUAUGUGAUGUAUAAAAUCAUCAUUCUGCAAACAGGAAGUUUUGACUGCAACAAAUCUAUAAUUGAACGGCGCUAUUCAGACUUCGAGAAACUGCACAGAAAACUUCUGGAAGACUUCAGUGAAGAAAUGGAAGACGUGACCUUCCCCAGAAAAACUCUGACUGGGAACUUCACAGAAGAAGUAAUCAAUGAGAGGAAAUUAGCCUUUAAGGACUACCUGAGACUUCUAUAUUCUAUGAAAUAUAUCCGAAGAUCAAAAAAAUUUAUUGACUUUUUAACAAGGCCAGAGCUUGAGGAAGCAUAUGGUUGCCUGCGGGGCGGCCAGUACACUAAAGCUUUGGAAAUUCUGUUAGAAGUCAUCGGUCUGCAGGAACGGCUCACGAGAGGCAACCCUGUUUCGGUUGUGCCCACUCUGUGUGCCAUCGUGGUGUGUCACAAGGACCUGGAAAACCCAGCCAGUGCCUUUGAGUAUGGAGAGAAGGCUCUAUUACACCUUCGUGUGCACACCAGUCACAGGUACUACAUACCCUUGUUGGAAACAAUGAUCACUUUGGCAUACGAACUUGGCAAGGAUUUUCUGGCAUUGCAAAAGAAGCUGGAAGAAAGGAAGGCAAAAAAAGAUCCAGUAAAAAUUUUUACCCUGAAAGAACUUGCAGUUCGAGAGUAUGUGCAGUGA